UUUGCAAUUAUUCUGACUGAUGAAAAAUUUAUCUUUUAGCGUGAUAAACCUGCAUAGAGGAUUUAAACCGAGAUUUAAAUUUGAUGCGUAUGCUAAACUUGACUUAAUUAAUUUUUUUACGUGUAACAAUCAUUAAUGUAUUUUUUCAAAAUAUCAAAACUAAAUUGAAUAAGUUUAUCACUAUGGCAAAGUUUUCGAAGCUGCUUUUCAUUUAGCCGGUUUUUCAAAUUUUGAUUCGAAUCAAUGAGGAGGUGAACUGGCAGUACAUACGUAAUAAAACAUAGUUAAAACUAUAUUUUAUACCUAUUAUUUUAUAUUUACUAGCACAUAGAGCAUAAAUAUAAAGCACAAUCAACAGAACAUACAAAGCUGCUUAUUUGCCGUAAUGAAUUUGUUUCCGUUAUUACUUUAAUUUGUUUUGAAUCAGAGCGAAAGUAUGAUUUUUCUCUUUUUCAUCAGUUUUUUUUUAUCAAAUUUCUCAGUAAAUUGUGUUUUGCAAGAAAUUCGUGUCGGUAUCCUUAUUUCUUGGACAUCAAAAGAUGUUUCAGCUCAGAGAGUUGCAGGAGUGAUUUCUAGGGUUAUUGAUGAUAUCAAUAAUAGUGAUGAAAUUUUGAAUGGAACAAAAAUUACGUAUAUACAAGCAGAUCCCUCAUGCAAUGAUCGUGAUGGCCUAGGCGCAAGUGUGACUCUUUUUAAUAAAAAUGUAAAUGUAUUUAUAGGACCGCCCUGUAGCGAAUCGUGUUUGUCAAGUGGUCUUUUAUCUAGCUAUGAAAAAAUACCUAUGAUAUCUUAUGGAUGCUCCUCGAAUCUUCUUUCCAAUAAAACUAACUAUCCUUAUUUUGCAAGGACAAAACCGUUUGCCAGAACAAGUAUCACAUACACGCCAAAAACAUUUUUACAACUUUUGUUAUUUUUCAACUGGAAAACCGUUUGUUUAAUUGAAAGCACCUCUAGUAUUUACAGCCCUAUGUCGCAAAAAAUCUAUAACGAGUUAAAAGUUAACGGCAACAUAACUGUGGUGUAUGAUAGCUACUAUCCAGAUUAUAUUGAUUACGAAGGCAAAAAAAAUAUUUUGGUUUCUUUGCAAAGCAAAUGCCGAAUAUUUAUCUUCAUUACCAGUCGGCGUGAUGUUAUUGAUUUUAUGGUGCAUGCCUGGAAAUUAAAAUGGAUGCAAAAUAAUGAAUAUGCAUUUUUGCAUUUGGAUUUUGACUUUGAAUUCAACAGUUGGACUGAUGAUAGGAUUGCUCAAUGGGGUUUAUCUAAAGAUUUUGUUCUAAACAAAGUGCUUGAGGGAUUAAUAUCGGUAUCAAAUAGUGGACCAAAUGUUUCUGAUAUUAAAUAUAGUUAUUUUGUACAAGAUGUUGUUCAGAGACUUCAAAAAGAUUUUCUUGUAAAUACUUCAGUAAACAAUAUUUUAACAUCUGCAGGAUAUUUAUAUGAUGCUACCAUGCUGUAUGCAAGAGCUGUUGAUGCCAUGUUUAAGAAAAAUAGCAGUGCCUCUAUUAAUGAUGCUCAACAAGUAUUUGAAUUUAUGAAAAUAACAAGCUUUGAAGGUAUAAAUAUUAUGGAUUCACUUAGAAAUACCUCUUCAGUGAUUUUACCUAAAAUACCGGACAAUGAUGCUCCAGUUGAGUAUAUUAAUCUAAUGAAGAGUUGCUGGAAUGUAGUUCAAUCAAUGCGACCAAAUACCAGAGAUAUUAUAAAGUCUAUUUUGAAAUUGGAAAAACAGAGCGGAAUAAAAGGAAGUUUGGUGGAUCAUAUGAUGACAAUGAUGGAGAAAUACACAGACAAUUUAGAAAAAUUAGUUUCUGAACGAACUGAUGAACUAGAGCAAGAAAAAAUUAAAACCGAAAAUCUUCUUUAUAAAAUGCUACCUAAAACUGUUGCUAACAAGUUAAAAGAAGGUGAUCCUGUUCUUGCAGAAAGUUUUAGUUCUGUUACAAUAUUCUUUUCUGACAUAGUUGGCUUUACAAGCAUAUGUUCAGAAAGUACUCCUCUUGAAGUUGUAGAAAUGUUAAAUGACUUAUAUGUUUGCUUUGACAAAUGCAUUGAUAUGUAUGAUGUGUACAAGGUUGAAACAAUUGGUGAUGCAUACAUGGUUGUUAGCGGUAUUCCUAACCGCAAUGGUGACAGACAUGUUGAAGAAAUUGCUACAAUGUCUUUAGAUCUGUUAAGUUGUGUCAAAAAUUUUAAAAUUCGUCAUCGACCUGACACUCAGAUGCAGUUAAGAGUUGGUAUGCAUACAGGUCCUUGUGUUGCUGGUGUUGUUGGUUUGAAAAUGCCUCGAUAUUGUUUAUUUGGAGAUACGGUUAAUUAUGCCUCUCGCAUGGAGUCUAGCGGGCUUGCAUUGCGUAUACAUGUUAGUCCAGAAUCUCAUAAAAUUCUUGAUCAGUUAGGGACCUACAAGCUUGAAAAAAGAGGUCCUGUAGAGAUGAAGGGCAAAGGAGUAAUCGAGACCUACUUUUUAACCGGGAAACAAGGAUUUAAUAAAGAAUUACCCGACUUAAGUCUUGCGGCUAGUCUGGAGAGUCAUCAUUUUAAAUGAUAAUGCCUCGCUUAUUUGAUACAUCUAAAAGAAGAUAUUGUUUUAAAUUGGCGCUGAAAUUGAUAAAAUGAUUUUUGAGAUACAAAUUUCCCACAAAAGAGAAACUCUAGUUUUUCAAUCUUUUUAUAGUAACUAAAACGUAUCUACGCAUAAACUUCCCCUAAAGAGAAACUCUAGUUGGUAUUUCAAUCUUUUUAUAGUAACUAAAACGUAUCUACGCAUAAACUUCUGUUAUCAAAACAGUUAUAAAAACAAACGUUUAUCGUUCAACAAUUAUAUAGCUCAUAAAUGUGGAAAUAAUGGUUAAAUACUGUUUUUUACUACUAUUUUAUAUAUUUUUUGUAAAAUAUAUGUAAGAUAUUAUUUAUAAAUACAUAAAACAUAAAAA
Messenger RNA from Hydra vulgaris (swiftwater hydra), 2933 nucleotides. The record is from RefSeq and is a predicted model, not a curated record. Lineage: Eukaryota; Metazoa; Cnidaria; Hydrozoa; Anthoathecata; Hydridae.